AUGCUAAUAGACCGAUUUCCACUUAUAGAUGUCAUCGCUUGCUGUUUCGGGAAUCGCUCCAUUUUUGGAUUUCGCCGGCCUAUUGUUGUUCAUCGAGAAAAUUUCCAUUUACUUGUUCAUUGGUGGCACGUUUUAUUUUUCACGUAUCACAAGCAAGACAUUGACGCCAAGCAUAAUUCCGAACUUGACACCCGUGAUACUGCACGUGAUACUAUGUUUAAUGAAAUUCUUGCCAACCGUGAUGCCCGAAUCGCCACCGAGCUUACCAAUCGUGAUGCCAGAUUCAUAACCGAACUCAUCGAUUACCGUGUCAAAUUUAAUGCUGAACUUACCUCACGUGACGAAAAAUUUACAGCAGAGGUCCAAAGAAUCUUUACAAUGUUUAAUACUUCUACUGCAAGACUUGAUGAGAUCGAACGA
Molecule: messenger RNA, 420 nt
Organism: Ambispora leptoticha
Lineage: Eukaryota; Fungi; Glomeromycota; Glomeromycetes; Archaeosporales; Ambisporaceae
Source: the annotation of a GenBank genome assembly